This is a messenger RNA of Mercurialis annua (annual mercury), 3748 nucleotides long. RefSeq names its product probable E3 ubiquitin ligase SUD1. Gene Ontology annotation, molecular function: zinc ion binding. The record is from RefSeq and is a predicted model, not a curated record. NCBI's taxonomy places the organism in Eukaryota, Viridiplantae, Streptophyta, Magnoliopsida, Malpighiales, Euphorbiaceae. The coding region runs from base 148 to 3495 and encodes 1115 amino acids. Gene Ontology annotation, cellular component: endoplasmic reticulum membrane. The transcript has 9 exons.
AAUUGCAUGUGCGCAAACUAAAAAAAAUCAAAAAACCCAAAAAAAACCAUAAAAACGCGUUUCGUUUCCGACUCGUUCCCGAACUCACCAAGUCAAUAAAAUCCGGCCACUAACUCAGCCCUCGCUUCCUAAACCUUGAAUAUUCGAAUGGAGAUCGGCCCCGCGACGAAGGACACUAACGACGCUAUAAGACCGACGCUAUCUUCGUCGUCAGAUAUUACGACGUCGUCUUCGGAUAGUAAUUUGAUUAUAACAGAGGUGGGAGACGGUGUUUCCACAACGGCGGCGGCGGCGGCGGCGACGAGGUACGAGGAUGAUGAGGAGGAGGAAGACGUGUGCCGGAUCUGUAGGAAUCCGGGAGAUGCGGAGAAUCCGUUACGGUAUCCUUGUGCUUGUAGCGGAAGUAUUAAAUUCGUGCAUCAGGAUUGUCUUCUGCAGUGGUUAAAUCAUAGCAACGCUCGUCAAUGCGAGGUCUGCAAGCAUGCGUUCUCUUUCUCUCCUGUUUAUGCUGAGAAUGCCCCAACAAGGCUUCCAUUUCAGGAGUUUAUAGUUGGUAUGGCUAUGAAGGCUUGUCAUGUGCUGCAAUUCUUUUUGCGCCUUAGUUUUGUACUUUCUGUUUGGCUCCUCAUUAUACCCUUCAUAACAUUUUGGAUAUGGCGUUUGGCAUUUGUGAGGAGUUUUGGGGAAGCACAGAGAUUGUUUUUAAGUCAUCUAUCUACAACUACAAUCCUUACGGAUUGUCUUCAUGGUUUCCUACUUUCUGCUAGCAUUGUUUUCAUUUUUCUUGGGGCCACUUCAUUGAGAGAUUAUUUUAGGCAUUUGAGAGAACUUGGAGGUCACGAUGCUGAGAGAGAGGAGGAAGGUGACAGAAAUGGUGCCCGUGCUGCCAGACGACCACAAGGUCAAGCUAAUAAUAGAAAUAUUGCUGGUGAGGCGAAUGCUGAAGAUGCUGGCGCUGGACAAGCAAUUGCUGGUGCUGGUCAACUUAUCAGAAGGAAUGCUGAAAAUGUUGCUGCUCGUUGGGAGAUGCAGGCAGCUCGUCUUGAGGCUCAUGUGGAACAAAUGUUUGAUGGUCUAGAUGAUGCUGAUGGUGCAGAGGAUGUACCUUUUGACGAGCUUGUCGGAAUGCAGGGUCCAGUUUUCCAUUUAGUUGAAAAUGCUUUUACUGUGCUGGCUAGCAAUAUGAUUUUCCUUGGUGUUGUAAUCUUCGUUCCCUUUUCAUUAGGACGGAUUAUAUUGUAUUAUGUUUCAUGGCUUUUCUCUUCUGCAAGUGGUCCAUUGUUGUCAACAGUUAUGCCGCUUACAGAUACUGCACUCUCCAUAGCAAACUUCACUUUGAAGAAUGCAUUAAGUGCUGUUACAAAUUUAACAUCUGAAGGCCAAGAUGGUGGACUUCUUGGACAGGUUGCAGAUAUAUUAAAAGUAAAUGCAAGUGGAGUGAGUGAAGUCUCAAAGAACAUGAGCAGUCCUUUGUCAACAGAUCUUUUAAAAGGGGCGUAUAUUGGUGCAUCAAGGCUUUCUGAUGUUACAACUCUUGCUAUUGGAUACAUGUUUGUGUUCUCUUUGGUCUUCUUCUAUCUAGGAGUUGUUGCUUUAAUCCGGUACACCAAGGGUGAGCCUUUGACCAUGGGGAGGUUUUAUGGUAUUGCUUCUUUAGCAGACACUAUUCCAUCCCUCUUCAGGCAGUUCUUGGCAGCGAUGAGGCAUUUGAUGACUAUGGUAAAGGUUGCCUUCCUUCUAGUGAUUGAACUUGGUGUAUUUCCUUUAAUGUGUGGAUGGUGGCUUGAUGUUUGUACUAUAAGAAUGUUUGGGAAGUCAAUGUCUCAAAGAGUUCAGUUCUUCUCAGUUUCACCUUUAGCAAGCUCGUUGGUUCAUUGGGUUGUAGGAAUUGUUUACAUGCUACAGAUAAGCAUCUUUGUCAGUCUUCUCCGUGGGGUUUUGCGUCAUGGGGUUUUGUAUUUCCUUCGAGAUCCAGCAGAUCCAAACUAUAAUCCAUUCCGUGAUUUAAUUGAUGAUCCUGUGCACAAGCAUGCUCGUAGGGUACUAUUGUCUGUUGCAGUUUAUGGAAGUUUAAUUGUGAUGCUGGUAUUCUUACCUGUCAAACUUGCGAUGCGGAUGGCACCCUCCAUAUUUCCGCUUGAUAUAUCGGUAUCUGAUCCAUUCACUGAAAUUCCAGCCGACAUGCUUCUUUUCCAAAUUUGCAUUCCAUUUGCCAUUGAGCAUUUUAAGUUGCGGACUACAAUUAAAUCCCUUCUGCGCUAUUGGUUCACAGCUGUUGGCUGGGCACUUGGUUUAACAGAUUUUUUACUGCCCAGAACUGAUGACAAUGGUGUUCAGGACAAUGGAAAUCACGAGCCAGGAAGACAGGAUAGAAUACCAGCAGUAGAAUUAGGUGGUCAGGAUCGAGCUUUGGUGGCACUUGCAGCUGCUGAUGAUUCAAACAGAGGUCUUCUUGCAGCAGGAAAUUCAAAUACUGCAGAGGAGUAUGAUAGUGAUGAGCAAUCUGAUUCAGACAGGUACAGCUUUGUCCUUCGUAUUGUCCUGCUACUGGUUGUAGCGUGGAUGACCCUUCUUAUCUUCAACUCAGCCUUGAUAGUCGUACCAAUAUCAUUUGGCCGUGCCCUUUUCAACGCCAUUCCUCGUCUUCCAAUAACUCAUGGGAUCAAGUGCAAUGAUCUUUAUGCUUUCAUAAUUGGGAGCUAUGUCAUUUGGACUGCUUUAGCCGGAGUUAGGUAUUGCUUUGAGCAUAUUAGAACAAACAGACUAAUUAUUUUAAUUGGCCAAGUCCGGAAGUGGUGUGCUAUUGUUCUCAAGAGCUCUGCAUUGUUGUCAAUAUGGAUAUUUGUCAUUCCAGUUUUGAUCGGGCUGCUCUUUGAGCUUUUAGUAAUUGUGCCCAUGCGAGUCCCUGUGGACGAAAGUCCGGUUUUCCUCCUGUAUCAGGACUGGGCGCUGGGACUCAUUUUUCUUAAGAUCUGGACCAGGCUGGUUAUGUUGGAUCAUAUGAUGCCACUAGUCGAUGAAACCUGGCGAGUAAAAUUUGAAAGGGUUAGAGAAGAUGGGUUCUCGAGGCUGCAAGGCCUUUGGGUUCUCCGAGAAAUUGUGUUUCCUAUAGUGAUGAAGCUACUGACGGCUCUGUGUGUCCCUUAUGUGUUAGCUAGAGGUGUGUUUCCUGUGCUCGGAUACCCAUUAGUCGUAAACUCAGCUGUAUAUCGAUUUGCAUGGCUCGGAUGUCUCUGCUUAAGCGUGGUAUGCUUCUGUGCUAAGAGAUUCCACGUUUGGUUCACAAACCUUCACAACUCCAUACGCGAUGACCGCUAUCUCAUAGGACGUAGACUUCAUAAUUUCGGAGAAGUUGCAGAAAAAAGGCAAAAUGAGUUGGAAUUUUCUUCCGAGGUCCAAAAUUCUGAUUUGCAAGAGACGGAUUUGAUUCCGUAUGUAGGAGAAGCGGAUACAGGGUUGAGGCAAAGGCAUGUUAAUCAACAGGAGGUCAAUUAAAUAGGUAGUUGUGUAGGAAUUUUAAUCUCAUUUAGACUUGAAUCCCUUGGAAAUGUUAAUAGGAUAUAUACCAUGGGUAGAAUUUUUCUCAGUAUGUGACUAUUAAGUUAAUAGUUGGAUACUUCUGUGCAUAUUAUACAUGCUAAAUUAGUAGCACCAUAAGCAUUUGUAUUGGCUAUCAAGAACAUUGUGUUUUGCAGGCUCUCUUUUCGUUCACUUCACAUGAAAAUAUGUACAUAUCCUCCUUUUUAAA